Molecule: messenger RNA, 1744 nt
Organism: Camelus dromedarius (Arabian camel)
Lineage: Eukaryota; Metazoa; Chordata; Mammalia; Artiodactyla; Camelidae
Gene: PDLIM7
Product: PDZ and LIM domain 7
Exons: 13
Coding region: 112-1494 (460 amino acids)
Biological process (GO): actin cytoskeleton organization; muscle structure development; heart development
Cellular component (GO): filamentous actin; adherens junction; Z disc
Molecular function (GO): muscle alpha-actinin binding; actin binding
Source: RefSeq, a predicted model, not a curated record
GCGGACGGCGACCGCGGGGGCGGGGUCAGAACUCGGGCGGCGGAUCCCAGCGCGGCUCCUUGGAUUCCGCCGCCGAGCAGCGCCCCGGCGGGGCCGAGCAGGAGCGGCACCAUGGAUUCCUUCAAGGUGGUGCUGGAGGGGCCAGCACCUUGGGGCUUCCGGCUGCAGGGGGGCAAGGACUUCAAUGUGCCCCUCUCCAUCUCUCGGCUCACUCCUGGAGGUAAAGCUGCGCAGGCUGGUGUGGCGGUGGGCGACUGGGUGCUGAGCAUAGAUGGAGAGAAUGCGGGGGGCCUCACACACAUUGAAGCUCAGAACAAGAUACGUGCCUGUGGGGAGCACCUCAGCUUGGGUCUUAGCAGGGCCCAGCCCGCGCAAAGCAAACCGCAGAAGGCCCUGGCCCCCGCCGCGGACCCCCCGCGGUACACCUUUGCACCCAGCGCCUCCCUCAACAAGACGGCCCGGCCCUUUGGGGCGCCCCCGCCCGCUGACAGCACCCCGCAGCAGAAUGGACAGCCGCUCCGACCGCUGGUCCCAGAUGCCAGCAAGCAGCGGCUGAUGGAGGACACGGAGGACUGGCGGCCGAGGCCUGGGACAGGCCAGUCCCGUUCUUUCCGCAUCCUUGCCCACCUCACGGGCACCGAGUUCAUGCAAGACCCGGAUGAGGAGCACCUGAAGAAAUCAAGCCAGGUGCCCAGGACAGAAGCCCCAGCCCCAGCCCCAGCCUCAGCUACACCCCAGGAACCCUGGCCUGGCCCUACCACCCCCAGCCCCACCAGCCGCCCACCCUGGGCUGUGGACCCUGCAUUUGCUGAACGCUACGCCCCGGACAAGACCAGCACGGUGCUGACCCGGCACACCCAGCCAGCCACACCCACGCCUCUGCAGAACCGCACCUCCAUUGUGCAGGCAGCUGCCGGAGGGGGCCCUGGAGGGGUCGGUGGCAGCAACGGCAAGACUCCCGUGUGCCACCAGUGCCACAAGGUCAUCCGGGGCCGCUACCUGGUGGCGCUGGGCCACGCGUACCACCCCGAGGAGUUCGUGUGCAGCCAGUGUGGGAAGGUCCUGGAAGAGGGUGGCUUCUUUGAGGAGAAGGGCGCUAUCUUCUGCCCGCCCUGCUAUGACGUGCGCUACGCACCCAGCUGUGCCAAGUGCAAGAAGAAGAUCACGGGCGAGAUCAUGCACGCCCUGAAGAUGACCUGGCACGUGCAUUGCUUCACCUGCGCGGCCUGCAAGACACCCAUUCGGAACAGGGCCUUCUACAUGGAGGAAGGGGCGCCCUACUGCGAGCGAGACUAUGAGAAGAUGUUUGGCACAAAAUGCCGAGGCUGUGACUUCAAGAUUGAUGCCGGGGACCGCUUCCUGGAGGCCCUGGGCUUCAGCUGGCACGAUACAUGCUUCGUGUGCGCGAUAUGUCAGAUCAACCUGGAAGGAAAGACUUUCUACUCCAAGAAGGACAAGCCCCUGUGCAAGAGUCACGCCUUCUCCCACGUGUGAGCCCCUCCCGCCCAUUGCUGCCAGCCAUGCCUGCCGGAGGGGCCCUGGUUCUGGAGUCAUUGCCCCAGAUUUCUGGGUAGGGCUAGCAAAAGUUGCCCCAACCCCGACUCCUGGCCUGAGCCUGGGGUUCCCUGGACCCUGCCCCACCCCCUUCACCUCCCCCCACCCCCCUUCACCACCACUGCACACUGGUGCUGGCCACACCGGCCCCUGUUCACAUCCAGUGCCACAAUAAAUCUGUAUCCAGCUG